AUGGUAUCCACCAGUUCCGUUCAAUUACAACUUCCAAAGUUGAACGGAAAGAAUUUCAACAACUGGUCUGUCCAGAUGAAGGUUCUUUUCAAAUCCCAAGAUUUGUGGAACUUGGUGGAGAAUGGCUACACCGAAGUAGCCGAUGCUGAAGAAUUCGAGGCCUUAAGAAAGGCGGAGAAAGACUCUUUGGUGGAAUUUCGGAAGAAAGAUCAGAAAGCAUUAUAUGCGAUCUUUCAAGCCGUGGAUGAAACGAUAUUUGAAAAAAUAUCGAGUGCGGAGACCGCGAAAGAAGCGUGGGAUAUUUUGCAAAAAUCCUACAAAGGCGAUGAUCGUGUCAGGCGGGUGCGGCUCCAAACACUUCGAGGAGAUUUCGAGUCUUUACGCAUGAAUGACUCUGAAUCUAUCUCGUCGUACUUUGAUCGUGUGCAAACCAUCGUUAACCAACUGAAGGUUAAUGGUGAAGAACUCCAAGAUGUUCGAGUUGUAGAAAAAAUCUUAAGGUCUUUGACUGAGAGAUUUGACUACGUUGUUGCGGCGAUCGAAGAAGGCCAAGAUAUAUCAACCAUGACGUUGGAGCGGUUGAUGGGUUCAUUAUGCUCGCAUGAGCAAAGAAUGAAUCAGAAGUCCAUCGGUUCGAAUCCCGAGCAAGCAUUGUAG
Messenger RNA from Syzygium oleosum, 657 nucleotides. RefSeq lists its product as uncharacterized. The record is from RefSeq and is a predicted model, not a curated record. Lineage: Eukaryota; Viridiplantae; Streptophyta; Magnoliopsida; Myrtales; Myrtaceae. The transcript has a single exon. The coding region runs from base 1 to 657 and encodes 218 amino acids.